Molecule: messenger RNA, 3217 nt
Organism: Lucilia cuprina (Australian sheep blowfly)
Lineage: Eukaryota; Metazoa; Arthropoda; Insecta; Diptera; Calliphoridae
Exons: 5
Coding region: 86-3088 (1000 amino acids)
Source: RefSeq, a predicted model, not a curated record
UACUGCUGCGAGCAAUGCAAAAAUUUAAAUUUAUUUUAAAGAAUUAAAUUUAAAAAAAAAAAUUUAAAAAUUUUCAUGCCUUAAAAUGUUGCUACGCCUAUUAAAACUGAACCUUUUAAUAGGGUCAUUAGCUAUAAUAUUGCUGGCACUAAUACUGAAUCAAAAUGUUAAUGCUGAACCACAGGAAACUAAUAUUUUGGAAAAUGUUGCUACCAAGGGUUUGCAAUUGGCGGGAAGUGUGGCUGAAAUGGCGGGUAAUGCUGGUAUGAUAAAUGAUCAACAAGGUUUUGAAUUACCCUUUGUCAAAGUAAAUUCCUCAACUAAAGUUGGUACGGGAGCAGCUUUUAGGGAGGAAGAAGAUUCCUCUGAAGAGGAUAGGCGACGCAGAAAAAGAAGUUUGAUUAAUUUGGAGCAAAAACAUAAUGAACUGUUGAACGCUGAAGCUGAAUUGAAUGAGAAACAAUUAAAUAGAGAUAAACGUUCACCUUGUCGUGGUGGUGGCGGAGGAGGAGGAGGAACUGGGUAUGGAGCAGGUGGAUAUGGCGGAGGUGGUUAUGGAGGUGGUGGUUAUGGUGGAGGAGGCGGUGAUGGUGGAGGUGGCGAUUUUGGUAUAGAUGGUGAUUUUCUGGACAUACCUGAACUUCGUCGACGAGCUAAUGCCCGCCGCCGCAAAAAUAGCACCAGAAGAAACUCCAACACAGGUCGUAGAACUAGUCGCAGAAAUAAUGGUCGCCGCAGAAACUCAAACCUGGUAAAGGGCGAAGCUAAUUCAAAUCUUAUAAAUACGAAUGAUCAAAAGUUGGAACGACGCAAGCGACAUGCCCAAAAUGAUUUCAUGCAAAAAGCUACAGAAAUUGGCGACAAAUUCCGCAAUGUUGGUGAAAGCAUAAAAAAUUCGGUAUUGAAUGUAACACAUACAAUUAAAGAUCAAAUUCUUGGAGGAAAUUCAAAUAAUAUGCCUCCAAAUAACAUGAAUCAAGCUUUCAAACGACGCAAACGACAAGCACAGUUCGAUGAUCAGGGCAUGGGCAACAUGGAUUUCAAACAAGGUAUUAAAGAAAAAAUACAAAAUGUUGCUGGAAAAGUUAAGGACACUGUAGGAAAGGUAAAACAGAGAAUUAAAGAUAAAUUUGGUGCUUACAAUUCGAAUUUUAUGAAUACACAUGAUCAAGCAUUGACAAGACGUAAGCGUCAAGCCCAAAAUGAUUUCAUGCAAAAAGCUACAGAAAUUGGCGACAAAUUCCGCAAUGUUGCUGAAAGUGUCAAGAACUCUGUAAUGAAUGUAACACAUACUAUUAAAGAUCAAAUUCUUGGUGGAAGUUCAAAUAAUAUGCCUCCAAGUAACAUGAAUCAAGCUUUUAAACGACGCAAGCGUCAUGCACAAUUCGAUGAUCAGGCCAUGGGUAAUGGCAAUAUGGAUUUCAAACAAGGUAUUAAAGAAAAAAUACAAAAUGCUGCUGGAAAAGUUAAGGACACUGUAGGAAAGGUAAAACAGGGAAUUAAAGAUAAAUUUGGUGUUCAAAAUUCGAAUUUUAUGAAUACAAAUGAUCAAGCAUUGGCUAGACGCAAGCGACAAGCUCAAAAUGAUUUCAUGCAAAAAGCUACACAAAUUGCUGAGAGCGUUAAAAAUUCUGUAAUGAAUGUUACACAUACCAUUAAAGAUCAAAUUUUUGGUGGAAAUUCGAAUAAUAUGCCUCCAAAUAAUAUGAAUCAAGCCUUCAAACGACGCAAGCGACAAGCACAGUUCGAUGAUCAGGGCAUGGGCAAUAUGGAUUUCAAACAAGGUAUUAAAGAAAAAAUACAAAAUGUUGCUGGAAAAGUUAAGGACACUGUAGGUAAGGUAACGCAGAGAAUUAAAGAUAAAUUUGGUGCUCAGAACUCUAAUUUUAUGAAUACAAAUGAUCAAGCGUUGACAAGACGUAAGCGUCAAGCCCAAAAUGAUUUCAUGCAAAAAGCUACAGAAAUUGGUGACAAAUUCCGCAAUGUUGCUGAGAGUGUUAAGAACUCUGUAAUGAAUGUAACACAUACUAUUAAAGAUCAAAUUCUUGGUGGAAGUUCAAAUAAUAUGCCUUCAAAUAAUAUGAAUCAAGCUUUUAAACGACGCAAGCGUCAGGCACAACAUGACAACAAUGAUUUUAUGCAAAAAGCUAAGGAAAUUGGCGAAAAAGUAAAGCAAACUGUUGAAAAAGUCACCCAAAAUAUGAAAGAUAAAUUUGGUGCUCAGAAUUCGAAUUUAAUAAAGUCCAAUGAUCAAGCUUUAAUGCGACCCAAACGUCAAUCUGAACUGGAUGAUUUAAAUCACAACAUGGAAAAUCUAUUCGCACAACAUGCUCAAGAUCUUGGCGAGAAAUUACGUAAUGUAGCUGAAAGUCUUAAGCACACGGUAUUAAAUGUGACAAUGACUAUUAAAGAUCAAAUUAUGGGAAUGAAAAUGUUUCAUAAAUUUAUUAAUCCAGGCGAAAUGAAACGUUCUCUAUGGAAUGGUAGGAAAGUGUGCAGAGCAGCUGAAGGUUUUUCGAAUGUUAAUGGAAAGUAUCUUUUCACAAUACUUUUACUAAUGACGGUUGUAUUACAAUGUCUUAUUAAUCAUAAUGUGGAGGCGAAAUCAGUAGUUCAACGUUCGAAGAAAACCAUAAAACUUUUACAAAGUUCUUCAUCUUUGAUACCAUUACGUCAUAAACGUGAUACUUUUGCUAAUGAACACCACGAGCAGUAUCAAGCUGAAGAAGACUUUAUAAGUCCACGCAUAAACCCCUAUGAAAAUAUAGCCGCUGAAGAUAGUAAUGAAUAUUAUGAUGAUAAUUAUGAUAUUUUACCUAUUGGAAAGGAUAACUCUCAAUCUUCAUCUUUAAGAGAUCAAAUUUCCGAAACAGCAAAACAAAUAGCAGAAAGUUUUAGAAAUAUGUGGCAAUCAUUAACUGAUUCUAUACGACAAUGUAUAGAAGAAUUGCGUGCCUCAUUUACUGAAACUAUAGUCGAAGAAGAUUUGACACCCGACCAACUACAACAAUUACAUGUUGCGAUGGCAGAGCAAUAUCAUAAUGCUAAACAUGUAGAUGAUAAUGAAGUUUAUGAAAAUAAAUUGUAAUAUGUUUUUGAAUGUUUAUUUAAGUUUUUUUUCUAUUGUUGUUGAACGCAGUAGAAGGUAAAGAAACUGAUAAUUAAAAAGAAAUUUUAAAAGACAUGUUUAAAAAAAAUAGGAAAAUGUUGUUUUGGU